UUGUGUCAGCCGCAGUGAAAACAUCUGAAAAGACGAAAGAGACGUCAGACGAGAUGCUUCUUGGCCGCCGGAUGGCGGAGUCGCUGCCGCCGCCGCCGCCGCUGCUGCUGCUGCUGCUGCUGCUGCUGCUGCUGCUGCCAGCGGCUUGUCUGGCCCAGAGCGGAGAGGGCGACCCAGACCUGGAGGCCCGAAUCGGCUGCCUCUCACACAUCAGCACGGCAGAAUGCAGCCUAACCUGCAAACUGACCGGCGGCACGAACGAGGACGACGAAGACGACGACGCCGUGGAGUCCGUGACUGUCUGUUUCACCAAGCCCCUCCAGAACACUCCAGAGAAGAAGUUAAGAUGCCUGAGAGCGUCGGGAGAUUCGAUCACCUCUGCCGAGCUGAAGCCCCUGGCUCGUCUCGACGUGACCAUCCAGCUGAAGGGGGGGGCCGCCGUCAGAAGAACAGUCCAGCUCAAGAAAAUCGUCCAACCUCGAAGUCCCGAAGUGUGGAACGUGACCGUAAAGCGCGAGUCAAAUCAGGCCGUGUUUCACAUUCGGACCCCUUACCAGAACGACUACCUGAAAGUUGAAAAUCAGCUUUUUCAGCUGCGCAUUUGGAACUCCCGCAAGACCAUGGUUCAAAACGUGUCGGCGUCGGACCGGAUGGCCAUCGGCAUGGAUCGCCUCCAAAAAGACUUGAAAUAUCAGGUCAAAAUCAGAGCAAUACCGCUGAGUUUUCACAGGGGGAGCUGGAGCGAAUGGAGCGACCCCCUGACUUUCUCCAUUUCCGAUGUCCAGGCACGGAACGAAGAGAGAAAGUACGUGACAAGGAAGCUGAUUGUGUGCCUCCUCUCUUUGUUGGUGCUCACUUCCAUCUUGGGGGUCUUCUGGAAAAAAAAAAUAUUUCCUUACAUGUGGCCCAGCAUUCCGCAUCCCGAACCCGCACUGGUGCACAACUGCAAACCAAAUCAAGUGGCCCUUCUACUCAACUUAAAACCAGAGGAGUUCAGUGCGCUGAAAAUCUACCCGACGGUCGAAGCGUUUGAGCAGGAAAGACCUCUUGCUAUCCAUCGUGCGACCAGUGACAUCAUGCUGACCAGCGACCCCUGCAACAACCAAAACUCAGAUUGCAGCAUCAGCACGGAAGAAUUGGAAUUUUCCACCUCGCCCAGCAGCAGCUGCUCGGGCGGGCACGACAGCCUUCGGAGCUCGAGCUCGCCGCUGGUGGCCGCCGCCGCGCCGAGUCCCGGAGACUCGACGCCUCACGUGUUAGGAGCCUGUCAAAAGGAGGAGGAUUACGUCACAAUGUCCAGUUUCUACCAGAUUAAGUAGAGCUAAGAUGGUGGAGCUCAGGUCUGUCAAACCGCCAAAUGGAAACCAAGUAAGAGGCUGGUAAGCGGAAUUGAUGCAUCAAGACUUUUUUUUGGUGAGGGGGGAGGCAUCUCCUUCAAAUCGACAUUGGCUGCAAACACAACUAUGGAAUUCAUUUCUCGCGAUAUGAUCCGAACUGCAAUGUGAUCUGCAAUUUUGUGAGAUGAAAAAUACCAAAUAUUGCCAUUAAGUCGAGGGAAUGUGCUUCGUCUCUUGGCUUUGUUUUGGGUAGAUAUACAGUGCAGAAUUCAAAUAUGGCAUUGUUUUAUAAUU
Molecule: messenger RNA, 1631 nt
Organism: Syngnathoides biaculeatus (alligator pipefish)
Lineage: Eukaryota; Metazoa; Chordata; Actinopteri; Syngnathiformes; Syngnathidae
Gene: il7r
Product: interleukin 7 receptor
Exons: 8
Coding region: 54-1319 (421 amino acids)
Biological process (GO): cytokine-mediated signaling pathway; hemopoiesis; positive regulation of receptor signaling pathway via JAK-STAT
Cellular component (GO): external side of plasma membrane; membrane
Molecular function (GO): cytokine receptor activity; protein binding
Source: RefSeq, a predicted model, not a curated record